AUGGCUGGAGGCAAGUACAAUGUUGGUAUCAUUGGAUACGGCUUGAGCGCAAAGAUAUUCCAUAUACCUUUCGUCCUUGACGCCCCGGAGUUCAACCUGUACGCCAUUGUGCAGCGUCAUCCCAAACCAGAAGAUGAUGCCAGCAAAGACCACCCCGGCAUUAAGUCGUACCGGUCCGCGGAGGACUUACUGAAAGACGACCAAGUCCAUGUGGUUGUGGUCACGACGGCCCCAGACUCACAUCUGCAGAUGGCCAAGCUGGCGAUCGAGGCAAAGAAACAUGUCGUGGUUGAGAAGCCAUUCACACCAACAUCAGCCGAGGCACAGGUAUUGGUCGAUCUGGCCAAAUCUCAUGGGGUCCUCCUUACAGUCUACCAGAAUCGACGCUGGGAUGCCGACUUCCUAACCGCGAAGAAGUACAUCCAAGACGGCACACUGGGCAGGAUCGCCGAAUUCGAAAGUCACUUUGACCGUCACCGCCCUGAGCCGCCGGCCGAGAAUUGGAAGGCGUACAACACCCCUGGCAAUGGUGCAGUUUACGACGUGGGCACCCAUCUGAUGGACCAAGCCGUGCAUCUGUUUGGCAUGCCUCAGCGCAUCACCGGGUUUGUGGGUUCGCAGAGAGAUGUGAACCCUCACGGAUUGGAGGACUCUUGCACCCUCCUGCUGCACUACGACGACAAAAAAUUGCUGGCCACCCUCAAGGCCGGCGUUGUCAGUCCCGAAGUCAAUCAGUUGCGCCUCUGGGUCCGUGGAGUCAAGGGUUCGUACAAGAAGUACCAUCUUGAUAUCCAGGAGGAGCAGUUGAGAAAGCAGGGAUUGAAGCCCGGAGAUGAAGGCUAUGCUGUUGAGCCAGAGGAGAGAUAUGGUACAUUGAAUGUUGUCAAGGAUGAUGGGCAGAUUGUCAGCGAGGUUGCUCCCACGGUCAAGCCCCCGACCUACACGGAAUAUUACCGGCGGCUGGCAGCAGCACUCGACGGUGAUAUUUCCCAGAUCCCGGUGUCCCCUGAGCAAGCUGUGGGAGUCAUCCGGCUUGUAGAGCUAGCCCGAGAGAGCUCCAAACAGGGACGGACACUGACCGUAUAA
This is a messenger RNA of Exophiala dermatitidis NIH/UT8656, 1086 nucleotides long. RefSeq names its product NAD binding Rossmann fold oxidoreductase. The record is from RefSeq and is a predicted model, not a curated record. Bases 1 to 1086 code for a protein of 361 amino acids. Gene Ontology annotation, molecular function: nucleotide binding. The transcript is spliced from 2 exons. Lineage: Eukaryota; Fungi; Ascomycota; Eurotiomycetes; Chaetothyriales; Herpotrichiellaceae.